AUGCAACCAACCCUUGGAACCAAAGCUGGAUCCGCCGUUGUUUACAACGAACAAAAGUUAGGUGGCAUCGGUGACGAUGACGGCGACAGUGGAAAAAGAAGAAGAUCAAGAACUAACUUCAACUCUUGGCAGUUGGAAGAGUUAGAGAGAGCAUUCCUUGCGUCCCAUUACCCCGAUGUAUUCAUGAGGGAGGCGCUCGCUAUGAGGCUGGACCUCAAGGAGAGUAGAGUUGCGGUCUGGUUCCAGAACCGAAGAGCCAAAUGGAGAAAGAAGGAACAUACAAAGAAGGGUCCUGGUCGACCAGCGCAUAAUGCCCAUCCUCAGUCCUGUUCAGGGGAACCCAUCCCCCCUCACGAACUCAGGGCACGCGAGAGGGCGAGAAGAAGAAAGAAGCUGGCAAAAGCACUAGAGAGACAAGCAAGAAAACUUCGCGCCAAAGGCAUAGCCGUAGACCUUGAAGCUCUGAAAGCAGAAUACUUAGCCCAGCAUCGGAACAGCGGCCUCUAUUCAGACUCUGAUGGCGAAAUCGAUGGUGAAGAGUGCAUGAUCGAUGUGGUAGGCGGAGACUCUUGCCACGAUUCGGGCCCCGAAGACUUCUCCUUAGCUGGGCGGCUGCGAGCGCCAUCUGGAGGAGAUGGAAUCAACAACUCGGAUAGUUCAACAUCAGAUGCCCAUUCAGGAAGGAACUUCAGCCCCUUGCCUGAUCCGCAACCGUCGUUCUUCAAGCAAUUCGGUGCUGCAGCUAACUUCGACAAGUUUGACUUCGACUCAGGUCGAGCUGUGUCCUUAGACCUAAGUGGGACAUCAUCUGAACAGGAUUUGUCUAAAAAUGGCGGCACGAGGAAGCACAAUCCCUUUAGUAUAGAAUCGUUGCUUAAUACGUGA
Leptosia nina is the source of this 885-nucleotide messenger RNA. The record is from the annotation of a GenBank genome assembly. NCBI's taxonomy places the organism in Eukaryota, Metazoa, Arthropoda, Insecta, Lepidoptera, Pieridae.